This is a messenger RNA of Anopheles aquasalis, 547 nucleotides long. It is a transcript of the gene SmD2, whose product is annotated as small ribonucleoprotein particle protein SmD2. NCBI's taxonomy places the organism in Eukaryota, Metazoa, Arthropoda, Insecta, Diptera, Culicidae. Gene Ontology annotation, molecular function: RNA binding. Gene Ontology annotation, biological process: RNA splicing. The record is from RefSeq and is a predicted model, not a curated record. Gene Ontology annotation, cellular component: small nuclear ribonucleoprotein complex.
GGUUAUAAAUCCGAGAAUUCAGACGCUACAAAAAGUGGGAAAUUUUUAACUUUUUCCAACUAUUUCCUGCGUGUUUAGAACAGAUUGCCGUUGUCGUUCUCGUUGGAAAAGUCGCCAGGCAUACAUCUUCGUUGUAAGAAAUGGCUAUGGCAAAACCGAAAUCAGAGCUCACGCCAGAGGAGCUGGCCAGACAGGAGGAGGAAGAGUUCAACACCGGGCCGCUGUCCGUGCUAACACAAUCGGUCAAAAACAACACGCAGGUGCUGAUCAACUGCCGCAACAAUAAGAAACUGUUGGGCCGCGUGAAGGCCUUCGAUCGGCACUGCAACAUGGUGCUGGAGAACGUGAAGGAAAUGUGGACGGAGAUUCCGCGCACGGGCAAAGGCAAGAAGAAGGCGAAGCCGGUCAACAAGGAUCGCUUCAUCUCGAAGAUGUUCCUGCGGGGCGACUCCGUCAUUCUCGUCCUUCGCAAUCCUCAGGCAACGGCGGCCGGAAAGUGAAUCUGUCCCGAGGCGUCGAAUAAACUAGCGUAAGGAACUUCGUACAA